GGCAAGUCUGAUAAAAAAAUGGUUGAAGAAAUUGGUGCAAUGAAGGUGCUUGCCAUUUGCACAGAUAAUGCUUCAAACAUGAAGAAAGCCUGGGCACUUAUAAAGGAAGACUUGCCCAUACACUCAACUUAAUAUUCACAGAUACGGCCAAUAUUAAGUCAAUUGAUAGCAAUCGGCGAGACUGUACAUGUGUUGUGAAGGCUAUUACAAAUUCCCAAAAGCUGACUGCUAUUCUAAAAAAAUGCCAGAAGUCAUUACCUGGCCACAGUCAAGAAUCACUGAAACUUCCAGUUAAAACAAGAUGGGGAUCAAUAAUCCACUGCAUGGAAAGUAUGAGCAACAACAGAAAUGACCUUAAAGGCCUGGCUAUUGAUGACGAAGCAAAGAAGGCUGGGCUAGACCAAGCAGUUAGAAAUCUAUUGCUCUCAGAGAUUUUCUGGGAUAGAGUGGAUGGGGUUUUAAAAUUGCUGAAACCAAUAGCAGAUGCCAUUAAUGCCGUUGAGGGGGACAAUAAACACCUGUCUAUUGGACCCAAAAUAUUCAGUGACUUAGAACAAGCAUUUAAGGAUAACAUUUCCUCGAGUCCUGUUCUGAAGAGUGAGGAAGAAUGUCUGAUGAGUAUCAUCCCAAAAAGAAGGAAAUUUUUACUGCAGCCCAUCCACCUAGCUGCAAACUUACUUGAUCCUCGUUACAGAGGAUCUCACAUCUCUGGAGAAGAAUCGAUAGAUGCAAUGGAAGUCAUCCACAACAUUGCAACAACCAACCCACAUGUGUAUGAAACUAAAGUUUUAGGGGAACUGGCAGACUACAGGUCUAAAGAAAAUUUAUUUGCCAAGUCAUUUACCUGGAAGUCUGUGAAACAAACUUCACCUACCAGCUGGUGGAAUGGCAUCUGCUGCUCCACUCAAUUAUCAAGAAUAGCCAGCGAUAUAUUAAAUCUUCCACCAACUAGUGCAGCCGUCGAGAGGUCGUUUAGUCGCCAAUCAUGGAUUCACAAUGAAAAACGAAACAGGCUAACAAAUGACAAAGCUGAGAAAUUAGUCUUUAUUUCUCAUUACUUGGCUUUAGAUGCUGAAGAAAUAGUAAAGAGGAUAAACGUAGGAAGUUUUACGGGUGAUUGUGAUGAAGGAGAAGAAGAAGAAGAUAUUGGGAUAUCUGAUUCUGAAUCAGAAAAUUCAGAAGUAUCCAUAAACAUGGAUGCAUGUGAUUCAGAUGAUAUGCCUGAUCUCUCUUAGUCUUAAUAUAAUAAUAAUCCGUGGCUUUUUCCCUUUCUGAUAUUUUUAA
This is a messenger RNA of Homarus americanus (American lobster), 1284 nucleotides long. RefSeq lists its product as uncharacterized. Gene Ontology annotation, molecular function: protein dimerization activity. The transcript is spliced from 3 exons. The record is from RefSeq and is a predicted model, not a curated record. The coding region runs from base 324 to 1235 and encodes 303 amino acids. NCBI's taxonomy places the organism in Eukaryota, Metazoa, Arthropoda, Malacostraca, Decapoda, Nephropidae.